This is a messenger RNA of Papilio xuthus (Asian swallowtail), 2944 nucleotides long. RefSeq lists its product as uncharacterized. The record is from RefSeq and is a predicted model, not a curated record. NCBI's taxonomy places the organism in Eukaryota, Metazoa, Arthropoda, Insecta, Lepidoptera, Papilionidae. The coding region runs from base 344 to 2785 and encodes 813 amino acids. Gene Ontology annotation, molecular function: zinc ion binding; nucleic acid binding. The transcript has 2 exons.
GCACCGCGUCGACAUCACGCCACCUCACGAACUGUUCGCGCCCCGCCUCCGUCCCGGCAUUCCGCCCGGCUGCGCGCCCGCCGUAGUUCCCCCGUUCCCUUAGUUAGCCGCGAGCCUUGACUUUGUAAACACGCGUACGCGCACGACUGCCGGGACGCCGCCGCUGUCCUAACAACGAUGUAUUGAUUACGUACUACACUGUAAUAUUAUUCAAUUAAUUAAAAGUCUUAUCUUCCAAACGGACUUUCACUAUAAGUGGCAACCCAACGUGGAGCUUUAAUAAAAAACAAGCGACGUAUUAGCUUUCAUCGAUGCUGUCGAAGUAUACAAAUCAUGCGUAAAUAUGAGCGACGAUGUCGCGCUGCGAGGUUUGCCCAUGUUAUUGACGGGGAUAGCCGCUACUUGGUGGCAAGGCGUCAAAGACAGCACCCCGACAUGGCAAGACGCAUUAGAAUCUCUAAAGCAGACCUUCGGGCCUAGGCUGCCCACGCACAGAAUCUUUAGAAUUAUUUUUGAACGCGAACAGCGGAUUAACGAGACUACAGAUUUAUUCGUCUGUCACAUCAGAGCAUUGUUCGCGCAACUUCCGCAACGUUCUCUCACGGAAGAAGUACAAUUAGACAUGACGUAUGGCUUGUUAAACAAAAGAAUACGCGAAAAGGUACCUCGUUCUAGUCUUACUUCGUUUGUAGAAUUAAUAGCGCAAGCGAGACGUGUAGAAGACAUCCUUAAUGAGUCUCGCCCAUCGGAUACAACGGUAGACGUUAAGCCGGCAUUAUCCAUGUUACCAUCGAGCAGUGCUCAGUCAUCGAUUACGCCGUCGUCAGUACCUAGUAGGCGACCGCAGUGCGCUUACUGUAAGCGCUAUGGUCAUCUCAAGGAGGCAUGUCAGAAAUUGGCGGGAAAGUCUUUUGAAGCCAAAGAGGGCGUAACAGAGAGGAAGGAACCGACAGUUACGUGUUUCGGGUGCGGUGCGCCAGGGCGUAUACGUUCGAACUGCCCGACAUGUAAAGAGAAGAAACCGGUAGAAACCGUAUCGAGUUCGUUCCAAUCAGUAUCCGCGUGUGAUAAAAUAGAUUCGCGAGUGCGUCCCGUGUUAAAAAUAGAAAUUUAUAGUGAAAUAGGUACAGUGCUUGUGGACACAGGUGAUAAGCACUCUAUAGGUAGUGUUAGCUUAAGAGCUCACUUAACCAAGUAUGGUCAUCAAUUUGAAAAUGUAUAUCUAGAACUUAAGUUUGCUGACGGACACAUGUGUGCGCAAAUUGUUGAAUUAGCACACGUGAGCGUAACAGUUCGAGGGGUACCGCGAGUUGUUGAUUUUAUUAUGCUUCCCGACGCGACUGAAAGUUUAUUAGGGAUGAAUUAUAUUCAGGAGUUUGGCGUGUUACUCGACUUUGAUCUCGAUACGUGGUCUGUGAGACAUGAUAGGACUCCUCAACCUAUCAUUUUUGAAACUCGCUCUUUUAAACCACUUCAUUGUUCGUCUGUGGGUCUUCGCAGUGACGAAGGUACCCAUCUGGUUUCAGAUGAACGACAGCAAUUAUCUGACCUCCUGAAUGUCUACGAGGACAUUUUUACUCCGGGGGGAGGACCUACUCAAUUUGCUGUUCACCGAAUCGAUACUGGAGAUGCCGCGCCAAUUGCUAGCCCGCCAUACAGGGUUAAUCCUGCGAAGGUUGAAGCAGUUAUGAAAAUGAAGCCUCCGACGAACCUGAAAGGGUUGAGGACAUUCUUGCAAACUUGCGCGUGGUUUUGCAAGUUUAUUCCGCAGUUUUCAGAUAUAGCGCGGCCCUUGUCGGACUUGACAAAGAAGAACCGACGUUGGCAAUGGGGGGAGGGAGAGCAACGAGCUUUCGAAGAGCUGAAGCUUCGGUUAACCACUAGCCCAAUUCUACGCCAGCCAAACUUUGAAGAGCCGUUUACUCUACGAACCGAUGCUAGCGGAUAUGCGUUAGGCGCCGUAUUGAUGCAGGGUGAAAACCCUAAGAACGAGCGUCCAAUACAGUACGCCAGCAGGUUGCUGACCCCUGCUGAGCGCAACUAUCAUACUACAGAGCGAGAAGCCCUUGCAGUUGUAUGGGCUUUGGAUAAAUUCCGCUCGUACAUAGAAGGAAGUCAUGUUAAGAUAGCUACUGACCAUCAACCGUUAAAGUGGCUUUUGACUCUGAAGACGCCUAGUGGUCGUCUGGCCAGGUGGGCCAUGAAAAUACAAUCGUACAAUCUGGACAUUGAGUAUAAUCCUGAAAAUGUAAAUGUCGUCGACGACACUCUUAGUCGUCAUGUUGAUGCUUCGGUGGAAGUGACCGAAGAAGCCGAAUCAUGUCGUAAAUGUCCUGUUAUUAGAGUUGAAAAUCAGGAAGAUAUUAGGAAAGCCGCUGGAGAUCAGCGAAGAAGAGACAACCUUAAAUAUAAAGAAGGAGAUCUAGUUCUCGUGGAGACCCACAGAGCCAGUAAUGCGGCAAAGGGAAUUACUAAUAAAUUUGUUCCAAGGAGAGAAGGUCCUUAUCAGGUCUCACAGGUUGUUAGUCCAACUACAUUUGUAGUUGUCGAUAGUACUGGUGCCAUUAGGGGCAAGUAUCAUGCCAGUGCUCUGACUCCGUACGUAGGAGAAUUGACCGCGAUCGAACAUGCGCGUCGACGAGGUCGUCUGGCCAAGUCACCGCCGGGUCGUGCUAGUGACUUGGGGGGGGGAGGUUAUAGCACCGCGUCGACAUCACGCCACCUCACGAACUGUUCGCGCCCCGCCUCCGUCCCGGCAUUCCGCCCGGCUGCGCGCCCGCCGUAGUUCCCCCGUUCCCUUAGUUAGCCGCGAGCCUUGACUUUGUAAACACGCGUACGCGCACGACUGCCGGGACGCCGCCGCUGUCCUAACAACGAUGUAUUGAUUACGUACUACACUGUAAUAUUAUUCAAUUAAUUAAAAGUCUUAUCUUCCAAACGGACU